This is a messenger RNA of Lepisosteus oculatus (spotted gar), 3629 nucleotides long. NCBI's taxonomy places the organism in Eukaryota, Metazoa, Chordata, Actinopteri, Semionotiformes, Lepisosteidae. The record is from RefSeq and is a predicted model, not a curated record.
GGUUCCCCUUUCAUUGCAGAUUAAGAUGGAAUAACCAGAAUACUAAGGUAUAUAUAUGAUAGGAAUCUGAAUUGGAAUACUAAAGUAAACAGAACAAAUAUUUACAAAAGGUUCUAUUAAUGACAAUUUACAUGAAGAGGAGUCAACACUGGAAUAUGAAGACGAAUAUGAUUAUGGAAUUCAUUCUGUUCUAUCUUUCCGUGUUUGUAAUCUGUGGAGAAAGUCUGCAGCAGCUUAUGGCUGAGAAAGACACAGUAGUGAAAAUAUCAGCUGCAGGGAAUUUGAUUCAGUGUUCAGCGGCCAUUGAUGUUGUUUUCCUUCUGGAUGGCUCCUAUAGUAUCGGAAAAGGAAGCUUUGAAAGAUCAAAACAUUUUUCAAUGAAAAUGGUUGAUGCAUUGGACAUCAAUCCAGACCGGGUACGAAUUGGAGUGAUACAGUAUAGUUCCAAAGCAAUAUUAGAAUUUGCUCUUAAUAUUUACCCUACAAGAGAAGAAAUGAAGGAAGCGAUCAAAAAUAUUUACUUCAGAGGUGGGAGCACUGACACUGGUCGAGCCGUAAAGUAUGUUCUAAGGAAAGGCUACAGAGGAGGAAGAAAAGAUACACCCAAAAUCCUAAUCCUGCUGACGGAUGGAAAAUCACAGGACAAUAUCAUGGCUUCUGCUGCUUUUGCCAAGAAAAGUGGAAUAAAACUAUUUGCAGUGGGAAUCAAACAUCCAAAAUGGGAAGUUCUUCACAGAGUGGCCAGCAAUCCCAGUGAGCUGUAUGUCUUUUUUGCUGAACAAUAUGAUGAUGCAGUCAAUGGACUUGUCACAACAUUAACACAGACAUCUGUUUGCAAUGAUAUUCAUCCUACUUGUAAAGUGGUGUCACACUACUGCCUUAGAACCACUAUAGAAGCUCACAGAGAGUACCAGGGAAAUCAUGUGUGCUGGAAAAGUAAAGUCAAAGGAUUACAUGGAGGUCCUCUGGCCAGUAUGUGUCCUUACUAUGGAUGGAAACGUAUAAACAGAACAUUACAAAGUCGAUGUCACCGUACACUGUGUCCAGAUCCCUGUGAAUCCAGCCCUUGUUUAAAUGGAGGCACCUGCAUUACAGAAAGCGUGGAGGAUUUCAGUUGUCUUUGCCCACUAGGAUAUGGAGGUGACCAGCAUUGUGCUGGAAACAGAUACCUUAUACCUGCAGGUCUAGUGGAUUGUGCAGUGGACCUGUUCUUCCUGAUAGAUGGAUCAUGGAAUAUGGGCCUUGAAGAGUUUCUUAUAGCUAAAGAUUUCAUCAAGAGACUCAUCCAGUUUGUCGCUUCAACUUCUGUCAAAGUUCUGGUUGGGAUCGCUCAGUAUGGGGACAUCCCAGUUAUGGAAAUCCCUAUUGGUCAUUACGGCAGUGUGUCAGACUUGACGAAGGCCAUCGAUGUCAUCCACUUCAUGGGAGGAAAAACAUUCACUGGGAAAGCCCUGACGUACACCGCUGAAAACGCAUUCAGAGCUGACCGAGGUUCUAGAAUGGAGGUUCCUCAUGUCCUGGUCCUGCUGUCUAAUUCUAAAUCACACGAUUCAGUGAUAGCUGCAGCAGAGAGCACCAGAAAAAUGGAAAUAUUCACUCUGACAGUGAGCAGGAAAAAAUUGUUCAAUGAAAUGAGCCACAUCACUGGGGAUCCCCGUCUGGUCUUUACGUAUGCUCAACCACAAGAGUUGUACAGCAAAGUGCAAGAAAUCAGAACAACAAUUUGUGGGCUAAAUGCCCCAGGUUGUUAUUCAAAGCCCCUGGACCUGGUAUUUGCUUUGGAUUCAUCAAAUAAUGUCGGUCGGCAUGGCUUUCGGCAAAUUAAAAGUUUUGUCAAGAGUGUAAUUUCCCAGUUUGACAUUGAUGCUGAGCUCACACAAAUUGGAAUGGUUCUAUACAGUGACAAACCUCGAACAGCAUUCGGCUUAGAUAGCUUUGACAGUGAAGGGAAAAUGAAGAAAAGUGUGAGCUUUGCUCCUUAUUUGGGUGGAGCUGCUCAGACAGGUAAAGCUUUGCUUUACAUCUCAGAAGACACCUUAAGUAUCCAGAAAGGUGCUAGGCCAGGAGUCCAAAAGGUGGUUGUUGUAGUAACUGAUGGACAAAGUUCAGAUGAUGCCAUUCUCUUUGCGGAUCAACUGAGACGACGUGGAAUAACAGUGCUUUCAGUUGGGCCUGGAGCUGUGCAAUCCCAGACUCUUUUGAGAUUAGCUGGCAGCUCCAGCUUUAUGAUUCCUGUUCCUUCCUAUGAACAUCUAAAGCAUUAUGUGACAAAUUUAGUACGCAAGAUAUGUGAAGCUGGAAUGCCUUCUGUCAGUUUGUGUCUACCCAAUCCCUGUCUGAAUGGGGGAAUCUGUCUGCAGAGAAAUAGAAGCUAUAGCUGCCAAUGCUAUGGUUGGAGAGGAGCACACUGUGAGGGACGUAUGUCAACUCGUUUCUAACUUCAGCAGAAUUUGCCAAUUUUCAUUGCAAAAAAUAAGUACCUUCUAAAUAGUAACUCUUAUGCUGUGGUAAACUAAGAUUGUUCUAGACCUAAUAUAAAGGAGCAUCAUUAUCCACAAAUGUAUAAGCAAACCCACAGAGAUACUGUAGACAGUGUGAAAUAUGUCUUAAGUUUUAUAAUAUUUCUAAAGAUGUGCACCAUUACAUUUGUUUACAAGGGAGAAAUAGCUAUAUUAAACCUAUUAAUAUGAGUGGUUUGGGAGAUUACAAAUGCAUUAGUUCCACUAAUCAGUGAAUUUGCUUGGAGCACAUAUGAAGUCAUAUAUUGUAGAUCCGAAAUGACUGCUUUUCUAAGUCUUUUUAAAGAAUAAGCACAUGAUGAAAAAGAAAAAAAACUUGGUAAUUUGGCUCAAUAAAGACAAUAAUGAGCAGAUUUACAUUAUCCAGAGCAGAGCUGGAAUGAAAACCUGCACACUGGCCCCACAGGACCAGCUGAAUGACCCUGGUCUACAUGUACAGCAUGUCAUCAGCCAACUGUGACCAAAAUUCCCCAUGUGGAAGUGCACUAUUGACUAAGUACCGCUGAAAUGAUCUGCAAAUUGCCUGAUGACUCUAGUGUUUCCAGUGUUGGGAGUGAGUCUAGUCAAUCUUAAAUCUCCUACAGGCUCUGUGCAGCAUGCAAUGCGUGUAUGCAUGCAUAACUUUUGUAGGAAAGCAUUCAUUGUACUCACCCCAACAGAUGCUAGAAAGUAAUAAUUGUGUCAAUGAUGGUUAAUAACAGGUAAAUCUAAAUUGGAAGGAAUUUAAAAGCCUGUAAGAGAUCUCUCUGGUGGUUUAAUCCCUUAACUGACACUCGAGAUUCAGUUGCCCUCUUACAAAGAUGUAAAAUAGCAACAUUUAAAAUACUGUUGGUGAUUUAUACACAUUCUGUAGUUACAGGGCUUAGUUUUAUUGGGGGGUAUAAAUUUACAGGGUUCUGGUGUAGUUCUGUGGAUACCAGUAGGAACAGUGGGAAAUAAAUAUUUCUGGUUUUAUGUCUGUUACAGUGUAUAAUAUUAUUUUUAUUUGUAAUUACUUUUUGCUCUUUUUUUGUACUGUUUGCAUAUUGUGAAAUGUUCUGUGUGUAAAAUAGCUGCUUUGAUGCAUGACAAAUUUCUGAGAAAUCACAAUAAAAGUAUAAGUGUAUUGUA